Messenger RNA from Sceloporus undulatus (fence lizard), 4164 nucleotides. It is a transcript of the gene TNR, whose product is annotated as tenascin R. Lineage: Eukaryota; Metazoa; Chordata; Lepidosauria; Squamata; Phrynosomatidae. Gene Ontology annotation, molecular function: protein binding. Bases 94 to 4164 code for a protein of 1356 amino acids. The transcript is spliced from 22 exons. The record is from RefSeq and is a predicted model, not a curated record.
GAGAGGUGAACAUCAAACAGACUGUUUCAGCAGAUUCUCCCAGAGCUCUCCUAUCCCAGGACGGCAUAGAAGCUUCCUCUUCUUCUCAAGAAAAUGGGGGUGGAUGGUGAAAAUGUAGUUCUAAGGAAUAUUCUGGUUGGUCUCAACUUAAUGCUCCUUGGAUCCAUCUUUAGGCCUUUUGAGUGCCGCCUUGAAGUGAUGACAGAAAGAGUCAAAAGACAGGUGGCUGAUGAGGAAAGCAGCCUUGUCAACUACACCACACCUAUCAAAGAGCAACCCAUGGUCUUCAGCCAUAUAUACAACAUUAAUGUGCCUCUGGAAAGUCUCUGUUCAACAUCACUAGAGGCUUCAUCUGAUCCAGAGGUGAGUUCAGAAGAUGACCGGAUGACAGAAUACACGGAGCAGACCUCUGACAGUGAGAGCCAGGUCACCUUUACCCACAAGAUAAACCUUCCCAAACAGACUUGCAGGUGUGCCGCUUCCUCCCGGAACAUACAGGAGCUGCUGAGCAGAAUUGAGAUGCUGGAGAGGGAGGUGUCCAUUCUCCGGGAUCAGUGCAACUCCAAUUGCUGUCAAGACAAUGCAGCCACAGGGCAGCUGGAUUACAUCCCUCACUGCAGUGGCCAUGGGAACUUUAGCCUGGAGUCCUGUGGCUGCAUUUGCAAUGAAGGUUGGACUGGGAAGAACUGUUCGGAGCCCCUCUGCCCCAUGGGCUGUUCCAGCCGGGGUGUGUGCGUGGAUGGCCAGUGUAUCUGUGAUGGCGAUUAUAGUGGGGAAGACUGCUCCGAGGCCCGCUGUCCAACUGACUGCAGCUUCCGAGGGCUCUGUGUAGAUGGAGAAUGCAUCUGUGAAGAGGGCUUUGCUGGUGAAGACUGCAGUGAACUCAGAUGUCCUGCAGACUGCUCAGGGAAGGGGAAGUGUGCCAACGGGACUUGCAUUUGCCAGGAGGGCUAUGUAGGGGAAGACUGUGGACAACUGAGAUGCCUCAAUGCCUGCAGUGGCCGUGGAUCUUGCCAGGAGGGCCUGUGCUCUUGUGAAGAAGGCUACCAGGGGCAAGACUGCUCAGCAGUUGCUCCACCAGAGAGUCUGCGUGUGGCUGCAAUCGGUGACAGGUCCAUUGACCUCGAAUGGGAUGGGCCAAUGGCAGUGACUGAAUAUAUGAUUUCCUACCAACCAGCAGUGCCAGGGGGUCUGCAGCUUCAGCAACGGGUACCUGGGGACUGGAGCAGUGUCAGUAUCAAGGAGCUGGAGCCAGGCCUGACAUACAACAUCAGUGUCUUUGCUGUUAUCAGUGACGUGCUCAGUGCCCCUGUCAGUGUCAAGGUGGCCACCCAACUUUCUACUCCACAAGGGCUGCAGUUCAAAACAAUUACAGAGACCACCGUGGAGAUGCAGUGGGAGCCCUUUUCCUUCUUGUUUGAUGGCUGGGAGAUCAGUUUCAUUCCCAAGGACAAUGAAGGGGGUGUAAUUGCACAGCUUCCUAGCAGUGUGACAACCUUCAACCAGACGGGGCUGAAACCGGGUGAGGAGUACACAGUCAAUGUGAUAGCCCUCAAGGAACAAGCCCGAAGUCCACCCACCUCAGCCAGUGUGUCAACUUUAAUUGAUGGGCCUACCCAGAUAUUGGUGCGAGAUGUCUCAGACACAGUGGCCUUUGUUGAAUGGACUCCACCUCGGGCUAAAGUUGACUACAUUCUUCUGAAGUAUGGCCUAGAGAAUGAGGAAGGAGGAAAGACCACCUUCCGGCUACAGCCUCCCCUGAGUCAGUAUUCCAUGCAGGCCCUACGACCAGGCUCAAAAUAUGAAGUCUCUAUUGCUGCUGUCCGUGGGACCAAUGAAAGUGAUGCUGCGGUCACCCACUUUGUAACAGAAAUCGAUGCUCCCAAGAACUUGCAUGUUGUCUCUCGGACAUCAGACCGCCUAGAGCUUGAAUGGGAUAACAGUGAGGCAGAGGUGGCGACCUUCAAGGUAGUGUACAGCACUCUGGCAGGCGAACAGUACCAUGAGGUUCUGGUGCCUCGGAGUCCAGGCAUCACAACCAGAACCACUCUCACAGAUCUGAUACCAGGUACUGAAUAUGGAGUUGGGAUUUCAGCUGUAAUGGAUGGCAAGCAAAGUGUUCCAGCUACUAUGAAUGCAAGGACAGAGCUCGACAGCCCUCAUGAACUCAUAGUGACAGCAUCCACGGAGACAUCCAUUUCUGUGUCCUGGACGAAAGCCAAGGGCCCCAUUGAUCACUAUCGAGUCACCAUCAUCCCUGCUUCAGGAAUGGCAUCUGAGGUUACCGUUGCCAAGGACAAGUCUGAGCUUACACUGUCAGACUUGGAACCCGGGACUGAAUAUACUAUCUCUGUCACUGCUGAGAGAGGCCGUCAGCAAAGCCUUGAGAUCACAGUGGAUGCCUUUACAGGGUUCCGACCAAUCACGCAGCUUCACUUUUCUCAUGUGACUUCCUCCAGUGUGAACAUCACUUGGAGUGAUCCCUCUCCUCCAGCAGAUAAGCUGAUCCUGAACUACACCCCGAGAGACAAAGAGGAAACCAAGCAAGUGAUGCUGGAUCCUACCAAGAGACAUGCCGCCUUGAUGGGCCUGCAACCCUCCACAGAGUACAUUGUCUCCUUGGUGGCUGUGCAUGGCCCUGUCAGCUCUGAGCCCAUCAUUGGCUCCGUCACAACAGGGAUUGAUCCACCUAGGAACCUGACCAUUGACAAUGUCACUACAGAUUCUGUGACAUUCCACUGGGCCCCUCCUAUUGCACAUUUUGACCACUAUAGGAUAGCCUGCAAAUCUGCUCAAGGACGAGUGGACAGCAUAGUUGUUGCCAAAGGUGUCACUGAAUACAUCCUCAGCCACCUGCAGCCUGCUACCGAAUAUGAGAUUCUCCUGAAGAGUGUACGAGGCAGAGAGGAAAGUGAACCUCUCUCACGCAUCAUGUAUACAGCCAUGGAUAAUCCAGAGAGUUUGACUGCCAUGAACAUCACCCCAACAGAAGCCCUACUGAAAUGGGAGCCACCCAUGACUGAAGUUGAGAAUUAUGUCAUUGUGCUGACACAUGACACAGUUGCAGGAGAGACUAUUUUAGUGGAUGGUAGCAAUCAAGAGUAUCAGCUUACCAAUUUGCUCCCCAGUACCAGCUAUGGAGUCACCAUGUAUGCCACCAAUGGGCCUGUCACCAGCAGAACCAUCUUCACUAAUUUUACCACUUUUUUGGAUCCUCCAUCAAAUCUAACAGCAAGUGAAGUGACUCGGCGGAGUGCACUUCUUUCCUGGCUGCCUCCUAUAGCUGAGAUUGAGAACUACAUCAUGACCUAUCGGUCACCUGAUGGAAGCCGCAAGGAGCUGAUUGUGGAUGCAGAGGACACUUGGAUCCGCCUAGAAGGGCUUUCAGAAAACACAGAAUAUACAGUGCGCCUGCAAGCAGCCCAGGAUGCUGUAAGGAGUGGGUUCACUUCCACCAUAUUCACAACAGGAGGCCGUGUAUUUAUGAAUCCUCAGGACUGUGCCCAGCAUUUGAUGAAUGGUGACACACUGAGCGGUGUUUAUACUAUCUCCCUGAAUGGGGACCUCAGCCAGAGAAUACAAGUGUACUGUGAUAUGACCACAGAUGGCGGUGGAUGGAUUGUGUUCCAGAGGCGGCUGAAUGGGCUGACAGAUUUCUUUCGGAAGUGGGCAGAGUAUCGCAUUGGCUUUGGAAACCUAGAGGAUGAGUUCUGGCUUGGGCUAGAUAAUAUGCACAAGAUCACUUCACAAGGACGUUAUGAACUGCGGAUAGAUAUGCGAGAUGGCCAGGAAACAGCCUAUGCAUAUUAUGACAAGUUCACUGUUGGAGAUGCCAGAAGUCUUUACAAGCUCCGGAUAGGGGACUACAAUGGCACUGCUGGGGAUUCACUCACCUAUCAUCAGGGACGUCCAUUUUCCACCAAAGACAGGGAUAAUGAUGUCGCUGUCACAAACUGUGCCAUGUCAUACAAAGGGGCCUGGUGGUACAAGAAUUGCCACCGGACCAACCUCAACGGCAAGUAUGGAGAGUCUCGACACAGCCAGGGAAUUAAUUGGUAUCACUGGAAAGGACAUGAAUUCUCCAUACCCUUUGUGGAAAUGAAGAUGCGACCCUACAACCAUCGCAACACCUUGGGAAGGAAACGGAGGUCUAUGCAGCAGUGA